UUUGUUAUUGUCCAAUUGAUAACACGUGUAUUUGUUAUGAUUAGAUCAGAAAAUUCGAAGUAUUGCCGAAAUGAAUUUCAAAAUUUCAAAGAGGUGUCAUGAAAAAGACGCCAUUUUUGUGUACUUCACAUUGUCUGUAAAAUUAUUGUUUUCCUUGAAUGAGAUAACCCCUUCGUUCACCUGAAUCUGCUCUCAUAAAAUUUGCCUAUCUGAACGUGCAGAACAGCAACAGCACGAUAUGGUGAAAACUGAAAGAUAUAUAAUGGAUGGUGCAGCAGGUGACAGUAAUGAUAAUGGUCUCAGUGACUCUUUCCUUUCUGGGCAAUACAUGGUUGAAGGUGAUGGUGAUGAAGGUUUGGCUUCUGGUGAGAAUGAUGAAGAACACAGAUUGGAAAAUAAUGAACCACUCAGAGAGCAAGACAGGUUUUUACCAAUAGCAAAUGUUUCAAGAAUUAUGAAAAAUUCCAUACCAAAAUCAGGAAAGAUUGCCAAAGAUGCCAAAGAAUGUGUUCAGGAGUGUGUCUCAGAGUUUAUCAGCUUCAUAACAAGCGAAGCAAGUGAAAGAUGUCAUCAAGAAAAAAGAAAGACUAUAAAUGGUGAAGACAUUCUGUUUGCCAUGUCUACCCUGGGUUUUGAUAGCUAUGUAGAACCACUGAAAUUGUAUCUUCAAAAAUACAGAGAGGCUAACAAGGGAGAUAAAUCUGUCAGUGGCCAUGGAGCAGGGGGUGAUGUACAGUUGGAUGAAAUUGCAGAGGAGCCAUUUGGAAACCAGACUUUAACAAACAAUAUUUUAACAGAUCCAUCAGGAGGUCAACAAAAUGUUAUAUAUACAGCAGCCUAUCCACAAAUUAGUCAAAUAAAUCAGAUUAAUUUUGUGGAAUAGCAUUUGUUGAUGAAUAAGAAAAGAAAGAGAGAUCUGAAUUAACUGCUUUGAAAAAAGGAAAAAGAAAUUGAUGUGUGGUGAUCAAUAUAUAUGGAUAUGAAUUUGAUCAUGGUUUUAUAAUAAGACAAAAUCAUCGUGGAAAACAAGCCUCUGACUACUGGUAGUGCUGCAAAUGAAAUCAUGGACAAAGUAUUUUGAUCUUGAAACAUUUUUAUUAUUUAAGUAUACUUGUACUACUGACCUCUUACCGAGGCAAACCUCCUUGUACACAAACUAUGUUUCUCUUAUGAAUUUACUGUAUGUAUUGUUCUUGGUUAGUGUUAUAUUGAUAUAUGAUAUAUGUAUACUUAUUGUGCUUAAAACUAUUGAAUUGUUCCCCAACUCUAUGAAGUUAAGAGAGAAUAUUUUUUAAAUAACCAUGUUCAAUUCAGUCGUUCUCCCUUUCCAGUCUAUUAAAUCUUACCCAGCUCGGCCAGCUGUAAGAGGAACUUCCUAUUUUAUUAGAUUUGUUUUCAGAUUUUGUAUAUUAAAAUAAGAUCAUUUUUGUAUGUGAUAAGAAAUUAUGGUUUCAUAUAUAAGGUGGUGAUUUAUUACUUGCAUGAUUUACAUGAAUCUUUAGGCCAGGCUUUUUUAAUUUAAUGGUUUACGUAUCUGCCAACCCUAUUUUCUAAUUUCCAGGGGAAAAAAGAUAAAAUUACAUUUCAUGCUUUUUAAAGCAUUUACUUCAUGCCAUGGGGUAUGGCCAUCUUUGUAACCCAAAUCAGAGACUCAGUCCAGAUUAAGCCAAGGUUUUUAUUCAGCAGAUUCCUGGUCUGUCAUUCAUAAACACCUAUUAUUUUUUUCUAAUGCAAUACAUUAAUUGAAACUAUUAAAAAAAACAUUCUUGAUUUGGGAAGUUACAACAUAUAUUCUUGGAUAUAUAUAUAUAUACUAGAACACACAUGUGAUAUCGCAAGUCCGUGACUGAAUUAAGGUAUAUAACUAUGCGCAAGCCUUAUUUUAGUAUUAGUAUUGUCAUCUGAUAAAGUCAAGCCAAUUAUAAGAUACACAGUUUUUCUCUGCUUUCAAAUCCCGUCGAACUGGAACUUAUCAAUUAUUGGUAAUAUUAAUUAUUUGGAAAACAAAAGGGUUGGAAUGGAGUAUUUUUUAAUCAACAACAUUGUCCUAUAUUAGUUAUAAAUAAAGAUGAAUUCUUUGA
Messenger RNA from Mytilus trossulus (common blue mussel), 2081 nucleotides. Its product is annotated as nuclear transcription factor Y subunit beta-like. Gene Ontology annotation, cellular component: CCAAT-binding factor complex; nucleus. Gene Ontology annotation, molecular function: RNA polymerase II cis-regulatory region sequence-specific DNA binding; protein heterodimerization activity; DNA-binding transcription activator activity, RNA polymerase II-specific. Gene Ontology annotation, biological process: regulation of transcription by RNA polymerase II. Lineage: Eukaryota; Metazoa; Mollusca; Bivalvia; Mytilida; Mytilidae. The record is from RefSeq and is a predicted model, not a curated record. The coding region runs from base 239 to 883 and encodes 214 amino acids. The transcript is spliced from 9 exons.